This is a messenger RNA of Sesamum indicum (sesame), 3707 nucleotides long. RefSeq lists its product as uncharacterized. The record is from RefSeq and is a predicted model, not a curated record. Lineage: Eukaryota; Viridiplantae; Streptophyta; Magnoliopsida; Lamiales; Pedaliaceae.
GAAGAUUUCUUGCUUUUCUCUGACUCCCCUCAUCUCUGCAAUUCUUUUCUUUGCCUUCGGUGUUGGUUCAUUUCUGUAUUUUAUAUUCUCUGACAUUUUUUUCUUUUUCUUUUUUCUUUUUGGCCUUUUUACGAGAAAGCAUGGAAGGUUUGCUGAAUCCGCAUUUUGGGUUUUGCAUUUUCCUUUAAAUCCUUUUUUCCCUGGCUUUCAUAUGAUUCUUGGAGCUGGUUUUUGAUGCUUGUUCUUGAUUUUGUUCGAGUUGUUUUUUGUGCUUGCUGUUGACUAGGGCCAAUAAGUGCAAAUCUUCGGGAUCAUUUUGUUUAUGUGUUUGAGCUUAUCGUAUGGAUCUGUCAUUUUCUUGACUUGGAUGCAGAAUCUUGGCCAUUUGAUUUGUAACCUUUUAUAGAAAAAUAAUGGCACAUUUGAGAUUUUUCUUGCUCUUAGCUUAACUUUGCGAAUCCGGUCCAGAAAUUUAAUUAAACGUGAAUUUGGGGUCUGGAAUCACCAGUUGUCUUGGGGCACCGUUACAGUAUGGGUGUAUUUUUGGUCUGCUUACUUGACAUUGAAGAAGAGCUGUUGCAGCACUCAUCAUAUUGAAGGCUUCAUCAAGAUUUUCCAAAAUUAUUGAAGAUGUAAUACAAUGCUAUCCAGUGUGAAACUGAGUCCUGAAAGUAUAGAAAAGUCUCGGGAGAUGGGACAUAUAUUAGGGCAGGGGACAGGUUCAACACAACAAAACAUGGAUGUUGUUAAAGAGAAAACUCCAUUGCCAUGGAAAGAAAAAAGUUUAUUUUAUCAAGACAAGCACAAAGUAGGGCAUUCUUUUGCUGAGCCAUCCCUUGAUCCAAAUAGUGAAUUAAGACACAAUGCAAAUACCACGAAAGUAAUCCAGUCUAAACCUUCAGAAAGGAAUGAGCGAAGGUCUCGGCUUGGGCAUAGGACAUCUGAUGAUGAUGAGCUUGUCAAGCACAUGUCGAAUUUACCUGGCUUUCUCCAGCGAGUGGAGAGGGAAAAUAGCAUUCAAGAGAAGGCACUAAAUUUUGGUGUCCUCGAUUGGAAGCGUUUGGAGAAAUGGAAGUAUACAGAACGUAUGCCUAGCAAAUAUCCAAAGAAAACAUCACCAAGCAGAUCAUCUUGUUCAGCAAAUGGACCGCCUAAAAUGGUUCCAAACUUGAGGAAGCAACCCUCUUCACAUGGUCGUAAUCCAAGUUCAUUAUAUUCAGGAAAACAGCAGAUGCCACAUGGUUCACGAUUUAGUUCACCUCAAAGACAGUCGACUUUACCUCAGAAUUCACUUGUCAAUUCAUCAGAGGCAAGAAAUGCUAGCUAUCGCAAGGUGGAAAAACGUGAUGAGCCUAUCAAGUCUAAAGAAAAGGAAACAUGUAACCAAGAAUCUCAAACUGCGGAAAGCAGCACCAUUGGUAGGCAAGAAGAGCAUUUUCAGCAGGCUGUUAAGUUUAACAGCAUGAGGAAGGAUUCAAAGAAAAAGACUACGUCAGAAAAAAAAGCAUCACCAUCAGAGGGGAGCAAACAUAACCUUUCUCUCUCCUCACAUAACAAAACUAAUGCUCAGGGGAAAAAGAGUGACAUAAGAUUCAGCAAUGAAGUGAAAUUUACUUCUGAAUCCUGCACCGCCGACCCAAAAAAUAUUGUGCUCCUAGUACCCAAACAUUUCUCGAAGAAGAGUUGCUCAGAAAGUUCUCAGUUUACAGAAUCCAGGACCUCACUUGAUGGACAAUUAGCAGAAGUGGCAGGAAACAGAUUGUCUGAUCUAUUUUCUUCUCAAGAGCUUUACACUGGAGAAUUAUCUGCUGAUAUUCCACACUCUUGUCCCCUGCCUUCUGGUGCCACAGUUGAGUGUGCCAUGGAGCUACAUAACUUGGUGACUUCUCAGGCAGUUGAAACAGAUAUCCGUCCAAGUGCAUGCCCAAGUGCGAAUCCGGUCACCUCCAUAACACCUGAAGGUAAACCUUCAAUGAUGCAUGAAGAAACUGCUUGGUCUUCAUCUUUAGUUGAGGCUUCCAGUAAAACACAAGCUGAUGUUGCUGCACAGCCCACUGUGCAAGGAAGAGCUUCCUCCCCUGCUCGUCGAUUCAGCUUUAACCUUGGGAGGAUGAGCAGAAGCUUUAGCUUUAAGGAGAGCUCUGCAGUUCCACAAUUGAGUUCUACUUACACUAGUGUCAAAUCUGGCCCAGUGAGGCCCGAAGUUUCCUCUGGUAUGGAUAACUCUGAAAGAGAAAAGGCAAGUGCUAGCAACAGAGGGAGGUCGAGCCCUUUAAGGAGAUUACUGGAGCCAUUGCUGAAGAACAAAGGAGCUCAAUCUUCUGAGAAUGUGGGGGUGCCGAAUGGAGGCUUAAGUUCAAUGACUGUCAGGACCACAGCGACCAAGGGACCAUAUCAAAAUAGGAAGCCCGAAGCAUCAAGUUUUCAGGCUCUUUUGCAGCUGACUUUGAAGAAUGGACUCCCUUUCUUUAAACUUGUUGUUGACAAUAGCAAUGACAUGCUAGCUGCAACUGUGAAGAAAUUGCCAACAUCUCAAAAGAGUGAUCCUUGCAUGAUCUUCUCAUUCUACUCUGUUCAUGAGAUUAGGAAAAAGAGCAUGAACUGGAUAAGUCAAGGAUCGAAAGGGAAAAGCUGCAGCCUUGGCUAUAAUUUUGUUGGUCAAAUGAACAUUUCAAACUCUUAUCACCUGAAAGCAGACGCAGGGGAUUCUAGUGAAUGUUCAAGGGAGUGCGUACUGUAUGGUGUUGAUCCAGGGGAGGUAGACAAGCAAACACUUGAAUUUGCAGCUAACAAGGAGAUUGUGGCUAUUAUUGUUAAAAAAUCAAGUAAAAAGCCUAAUGAUGCAGAGUUAAGUGAUGACCACCAAAUGAACAAAGGAAGGGAGUAUCUACCAGGGAUGAUAUUAAACACAGGAGAAAAUAAAAACUCUAAUGGCAUAGUCGCCAUCCUUCCUGGUGGUGUUCAUGGUUUACCAAUUAAAGGUGCACCUUCAUCGUUAAUUAGCCGUUGGAGAUCUGGUGGAUCAUGUGAUUGUGGAGGAUGGGAUGUUGGCUGCAAGCUGCGAAUACUUGCUGACCAUAAAAACAGCAGCAACAUACUUCAAGCAUCAAUGUCUAGUGCUACUGUCGAUCAUGUUAAUCUUUACAUACAGGGUGAAAAACAAAAGAGCAACAAGCCUGUUUUCACCUUGGAACCAUUUAGCAACGGCUUCUACUCUAUUGAAUUGGAUGCAUCAGUUUCUCUAUUAGAGGCGUUUGCUAUAUGUGUAGCAUACGUCACUUGUUGGAAAUUUCCUGAAAUCAUAGAUUCCAAUGGUCGGUCAGAUGCAGAACAUCUUCCAGAAGUCAAUGUAGGAGCUGAUAAGAGGAAAACAGCAAGCACAUUCCAAGAGCAAUUCCCUGCAAAGUAUGUCACGUGCCCACCUUUGUCACCAGUUGGAAGGAUCUAAAGGAGGCUGCAGCAAGGACUCAGACAGCAUUUAGAUAUAAUUACCGAGGCCGCAUCUAUAUUUCAAAGAGAGUCGUCAAUGGCAGUAGUCAUUAUUUCCUUUUGCUAUCAAUUGGAAUUGGGGGAAAAUGAGAAGUACUGGGACUUCCCUAAUCUUGUAAAGAGAUCUAUUGCAGAAUCAUAAAUGACCUGAAAUUUUGUAUCAACUGUUCUUAAUCUGUAAAGUUAGAUUUUGUUGCAAAUGGUGUUCUUCAGGCUGA